GGUUACUACCGCCCUGCCGCUAACAUGGACUGUGUUGAUGUCAACGAGUGUGACAACGACCCGUGUCACGUCAACGCCACCUGCCUCAAUACAGUGGGCUCCCACACCUGCACCUGCUUCCAAGGAUUCAAAGGAAACGGCAGCCGGUGUGAGGAUGUAGACGAGUGUUCUGAGGCCGACCCGUGUCACUCACGUGCACUGUGUACCAACUUGAUAGGAGACUUCCUGUGCACCUGUGAGCAGGGCUUUAAUGGAGAUGGUUUCCUGUGUGUGGAUGUGGAUGAAUGUGCUCUGUCUGGUACCAUCUGCCCAUCCUUCUCCACAUGUGUCAACUCUCCUGGUACACAUGUCUGCUCCUGUCUGAACAGAACCCUGGCCCUCAAUGACAGCUGCGUGUCUCCCAGUCCACUGUGUGACCCGGCCUGCCAUGCACGUGGUCUGUGUCACCCUUCACCUGCUGGGCACCA
Cynoglossus semilaevis (tongue sole) is the source of this 467-nucleotide messenger RNA. Its product is annotated as adhesion G protein-coupled receptor E1-like. Lineage: Eukaryota; Metazoa; Chordata; Actinopteri; Pleuronectiformes; Cynoglossidae. Gene Ontology annotation, molecular function: calcium ion binding. The annotation marks the transcript as partial. The transcript has a single exon. The record is from RefSeq and is a predicted model, not a curated record.